Toxorhynchites rutilus septentrionalis is the source of this 4548-nucleotide messenger RNA. RefSeq lists its product as uncharacterized. The transcript has 3 exons. NCBI's taxonomy places the organism in Eukaryota, Metazoa, Arthropoda, Insecta, Diptera, Culicidae. Bases 1 to 4548 code for a protein of 1515 amino acids. The record is from RefSeq and is a predicted model, not a curated record.
AUGGAAAAUCCGGGCAAUACGGACGAACACACGCCAGAGCAGAGUAUGGCAAACAAUUGUGUCAACUGCGAUCGUCCAGACACGGUAGAUGACAUGGUCCAAUGCGACGAGUGUGGAAAUUGGUGGCACAUGUCGUGUGCCGGAGUGACAAAAUCUGUUUCGGAACGUCAUUGGAGUUGCCGAAAUUUCAUGCCCCACAGCAUUUCCUCCCGUACCACUACUUCCAGCGUAAGAGCGUCUCGAGCUCAACUGAAGCUCCAGCAGUUGGAAGAAAAACAAGCUCUCGAGAAACGUCAUCUUGACGAAAAACACAAGUUGAUGCAAGAGGAGCUGAACGAGUUGGAUGAUGCGGUUAGCAACAGAAGCAGAAUUAGUAGGAUGAGUCUCAACAUGGUUCAGCAGUGGCAGAAGGAAUGCGCCGAGCAGUCUGAAGGAGCAUGUGCACUCCCGAUAGCGGUGGACCCUGUAGCGGUCUCACUGAUUCCGCAGGACAAAUCACGUGACAAUGAAACCAUUACAGAAAGGGAUCCUGUGCGAGCAAACCAGCCGCUCGAUUCCACUUUACGGGACCGCAACGUGAUCCAACAGGAACAGCAGCGGCAGGUCAGCGCGUUCUCCACGACUGCAAACUUCAAUUUGAACCAGCAUCAGGAAAUCAGUGGGAUUCCUAAAACCGUUCCGAAACAGCGAGAGGUAACCGAUGUAAGAGGUAAUUUCGAUCACCAAAUUCCCCCCGUAGCACAACAAGGUAAGCCACUCUAUAACGUAAGAGACAGCCGAUAUUUGCCACCAAAUGAUAAUAGCUCCUUCCAACAUAUCAUAAAGCAGUUUGGAAACAUGGAACCAACCACUACGACUUCUUCUUUCGGUAUGAACAUGUAUCCUCCCGAGUUAGCCGCGCGACAAGUAAUGCCCCGCGAUUUGCCAACGUUUUCUGGCGAUCCCGCGGAUUGGCCGAUAUUCAUAAGCAGCUUUAUGAACACUACGCUGGCUUGUGGAUAUAAUUGUGCCGAGAAUCUCGCGCGUCUUCAACGCUGCUUGAGAGGAUCCGCGUAUGAGUCUGUCAAAAGCAGGUUGCUGCUUCCCGAAUCGGUUCCACAAGUGAUUGAUACACUUCGAUUGUUGUAUGGGCGGCCGGAGUUACUAAUCAGUGCCUUACUACAAAAUGUACGCAGUGUUCCAGCACCGAAAGCGGAGAAGCUGGAGACUAUCAUCGAUUCCGGCGUGGCCGUGCGCAGUCUGUGUGAUCAUUUGGAGGCGGCCGGACAGCAGGAGCAUCUUUCGAAUCCUACCCUGCUGAUGAAACUGGUGGAGAAACUACCUGCAUACACCAAGAUGCAGUGGGCAAAUUACAUGCAGCACCAUCCGGUGGUUAACCUGAAGACCUUCGGGGACUUUAUGCUUGGAGUCGUCGUUGCAAUUAGCAGAGUUACGAUGUACGCUGGUGGAAAUAGCGGUAGUCAGCAUAAGCAGAAGCAAAGAGCAGUAGUGAACGCCCACAUCGGGGAAACAGAACAGGUUCGUGAGCCACUACACGUAAAUGAAAUUUUGUGCGCUUGCUGCAAGAAGUCGGGACAUCGAGUCGCUGAGUGUUCUACGUUUAGGUCCUACUCCAUAGACAAUCGGUGGAAAUUUGCACAAAAUAACGGACUUUGCAGAAGUUGUUUGAAUGCGCAUGGUCGAAGGUCUUGCAGAAACGCUACACAGUGCGUGAUCGAAAGAUGUCAGUACCUCCAUCACCCACUAUUACAUUCGAAUCGUUCAAACAGUCAACCUUUCCAGCGUUCAUCGACUGCCGAGAACCACACUCAUCGACAAUGUGAUCAGAUACUUUUGUUCCGAAUAAUCCCGGUCACAAUUUGUGGACCUCGAGCCACCAUCGAGACAUUUGCGUUCCUGGACGAUGGGUCAUCUCUAUCGUUGAUUGAACAAGAACUGGUGGAACAGCUAGGCAUGGAUGGAUGGACGAAACCAUUGUGCUUGAAGUGGACGGGGAAUGUGACUAGAAUCGAGCCGGAGUCGAAGCAAGUGCAGAUGACAAUUAAAGGUACGAAUACACGAAAACAGUUCAACCUCAACGACGUCCGUACAGUAAAGGAGCUUACCCUACCGGAACAGAGCCUUCGAUACGACGAACUAUCUCAGCGAUUCCGUCAUCUUCAGGGUCUGCCGAUCGUCAGCUACGAAAAGGCAGUUCCUCGUCUGCUCAUAGGGGUAAAUAACCUUAACCUCACGGUACCGCUGAAGAUAAGAGAAGGCAGAAAAAAUGAGCCUGAUGCAGUUAGAACCAGAUUGGGUUGGUGUAUUUUUGGCGGCAGCCACAAAGAAGUUACACAUUCGUUGAACUAUCAUGCAUGUGAAUGUGCUACUGAUCAGGAUCUACACAAUGUGGUGAGAGAUUACUUCACGAUGGAGGAUGCUGGAGUGAAGCCACUGAUACAGCUGGAAUCCGAAGAGGACAAGCGUGCUAAACGUAUCAUGGAAGAAACAACCCGUCGUGUCGGAAGCAGCUUCGCAACGGGAUUGUUGUGGAGAUAUGACCAUGUUGAGUUUCCAGACAGCUUCAGCAUGGCGGUGAAACGUUUCGAGUGUCUGGAACGAAGGAUGGCUCGAGAUCCCGAGUUGGCGGUCAGCUUGAAGAAGCAGAUAUCUGACUACCAACAGAAAGGCUAUGCCCAUCGUGCGACCGAAGCUGAACUGAAACGAGGAGAUCCAAAGCGGGUCUGGUAUUUGCCGCUGGGUGCAGUGAUGAAUCCACGAAAGCCGGGAAAGGUCCGUUUAAUCUGGGACGCUGCGGCAAAAGUAGAUGGAAUAUCUCUGAAUACGAUGCUGCUUAAGGGUCCCGAUCAGCUCACGUCGUUGCCAGCAGUGUUGUCUCGUUUCCGACAGUACAGAGUUGGAGUUUCUGCAGAUAUUCGAGAGAUGUUCCACCAGAUAUUUAUACGGGAACAGGAUCGCCAUUCGCAACGUUUCUUGUGGAGGAACAACUCAACAGAGCCUCUGAGCAUCUUCUUGAUGGACGUCGCCACCUUCGGUUCUACCAGUUCACCAGCAUCGGCACAGUUUGUGAAAAACAAGAAUGCCGAAGAGUUCGCUGACCGUUUCCCUCGAGCUGUCGAAAGUAUAGUGAAGAAUCACUACGUUGACGACUUUCUCGACAGCUUCGAAAACGAAGAAGAAGCGGUGCGCGUAUCCCAGGAGACCAGCUUUAUCCACCUACAUGGAGGCUUUGAGCUUCGAAACUGGCUGUCGAACAGUGCUGAGUUGUUGAAGGAGAUGAAGGAGGAAGGUCCGAAUGAUAGUAAAAGUUUCUGUUUAAACUCAGCGGAAGGGACUGAUCGAGUGCUGGGAAUGUUGUGGCUGACAGUGAAUGACGAAUUACUAUUCUCCAUGAAAAUGAAGGACGAGAUCCAGCUUGUGAUCGACAAAGGAGAACGCCCAACAAAACGGCAACUUCUGAAAUGCCUGAUGGGAGUCUUCGAUCCACUAGGACUUCUGAGUGUGUUCCUGAUUCACGGCAAGAUUUUGCUCCAAGACGUAUGGCGAGCCGGCUUGUUGUGGGACGAGAAAGUACCGGAAGACAUCUUCGACCGAUGGACCAGGUGGACAGAGUUGUUUCCGAAGAUUGAAGACCUACGGAUCUCACGGUGCUACUUCACCAGAGCGACUGCAGACACCUACAAAGCUCUUCAACUUCACAUCUUCGUCGACGCGAGUGAAGCCGCGUUUUCCGCUGUAGCCUACUUCAGAACGGCCAAAUUUGAGAGUGAAGCUGAGUGCUCGUUGGUUGCUGCAAAAACAAAGGUUGCGCCACUGAAACCGCUCUCGAUUCCGCGUUUGGAGCUGCAAGCAGCGGUCUUGGGGAGCCGUUUAAUGACAACCGUCUUGGAGAGUCACACCGUUGAAGUGAAGCGAUGCGUUCUCUGGAGUGAUUCCGCAACGGUACUGGCCUGGUUACGGGCCGAUCAUCGUCGUUAUAAGCAAUAUGUGGCGUGUCGCGUUGGAGAACUGCUAUCAAUAACUGAGGUUGCACAGUGGCGCUGGGUCCCCAGUAAAUUAAAUCCCGCGGAUGCGGCUACGAAAUGGGGCAAGAAUCCGUGUCCUGGAACUGGUGACGUCUGGUUUAAAGGCCCGGAAUUCCUUCAACAACCCGAGGAGAACUGGCCCAAGCAAACAACAACUUCUAUUCCUCCAGAAGAGGAGCUCCGACCAUGCUACAUAAUACAACAAUCGCUUGUCCCUGAAGCUAUCGUGGAGUUUACCCGCUUCUCCAAAUGGCGUCGUCUCCUGGGAGCAAUAGCGUACGUACACCGCUUCAUUGACAACUGUAGACGCCGAUGUAGAAGAGAAGAGGCAGAAAUGUUGUAUCUAACACAAGACGAAUUGAAGAAAGCGAAGAACACACUGAUGAAGAUGGUGCAGUGGCAAGCAUAUCCGGAAGAGAUGGUCACAUUGUCGAGGGGACAAGCGGAACUAGCGAAGUCAAGUAAUCUGUAUCUGAACUCUCCAACAGUGGAUGAAUACGGGGUGCUACGGAUUGACGGAUGA